Molecule: messenger RNA, 662 nt
Organism: Morus notabilis
Lineage: Eukaryota; Viridiplantae; Streptophyta; Magnoliopsida; Rosales; Moraceae
Exons: 4
Coding region: 97-360 (87 amino acids)
Biological process (GO): mRNA splicing, via spliceosome
Cellular component (GO): U2 snRNP; precatalytic spliceosome
Source: RefSeq, a predicted model, not a curated record
GCACUUGAAAAGAGUUGUAUUUUAAGCUUGCCUCUCUCUCUCUCUCUCUCUCUCUCUCUCUCUCUCUGAUUCGCUUCGUAUUCUCAGCAGACAAACAUGCAGGCCAGUGACAGGUUUAACAUCAAUUCCCAGCUUGAGCACCUACAAGCCAAAUAUGUAGGAACUGGGCAUGCCGAUUUGAACAGAUUUGAAUGGGCAGUGAACAUUCAGCGUGAUAGCUACGCCUCCUAUAUUGGGCAUUACCCACUUUUGGCAUACUUUGCUAUUGCUGAAAAUGAAUCAAUUGGAAGGGAACGCUACAACUUUAUGCAGAAAAUGCUUUUGCCAUGUGGACUUCCCCCUGAACGAGAGGACGAUUGAGAAUUGCGGUUGAGAGUCUUGAGACAUCAAGCUAAACAUUUCAUUCUCUGGCCUUCUUCAGUCUUUACAGUUUCCAUCAGGAUAUCUUGUGUAUCUCUUUCGAUUUAGGCAGUGGUUGUGUGUGACAGUUAGAUUUGAAAAGCCAAGAUUAAUGUCUCAAACAUGGAUUUAGAUCAUUAGUUUUUAGUUUUCAAUACAUCAACUCUUAGUUCUAUUUUAUUUUAUUUCAUUUUCUUUGGUUUCUUUCUCAAGUCAUGUUUACUCAACUUAUCAUCAUCCAAUUCAAAGUUAAGAUUUUGUUC